CGGUCCGUCUCUUCUUUCUCCAGCGUCAUCAACUUCCAUGCACGACCGGCUGGAAAGCGCGCGAAAAUCCAGCAGAGCAGACGCCUGUCGUUCUACCGCCGAGGCUCCGCUGCCGGAGCAGCAUGGGGAAGCAGAAGCAGCAGGUGAUCUCUCGCUUCUUCGCCCCCAAGCCAAAUUCACCAGCCCCACCUCCACUUUCACUCGAUCCCAUCGCAUCUCCUCCGCCGCCGCAGCCCAAAAUCUCCGCCACCGUCUCCUUCACCCCCUCCAAACGCCGCCUCUCCUCCCACCUUACCCCGCCCCGCAAAGCUCCGAAGCUCUCCGCUCACCCUCCACCCUCCGCUGAACCUGAUCCCUCCUCCCCCGACCACCCUCCGACCACCUCGGCACCCACUCCCACUGAGCCCAGAAACUACACGCCCUUAGAACAGCAAGUGGUGGAACUCAAAUCAAAGUACCCUGAUGUCCUAUUAAUGGUCGAGGUCGGAUAUAAGUACCGCUUCUUCGGCGAGGACGCAGAAGCCGCUGCUAGGGUUCUGGGAAUUUAUGCCCACAUGGACCACAAUUUCAUGACCGCUAGCAUCCCGUCGUUUCGGUUGCACGUUCAUGUCAGGCGACUUGUGAAUGCGGGCUACAAGGUGGGUGUCGUUAAGCAGACCGAGACAGCGGCUAUCAAGGCCCAUGGAUCGAAUCGUGCAGGUCCAUUUGGCCGCGGGCUGUCUGCCUUAUACACAAAGGCUACGCUUGAGGCGGCCGAGGAUUUGGCUGGAGUUGGGGAGGAGGGAUUUGGUGCGGAGAGCAGGUACUUGGUCUGUGUUGUGGAGAGGAGUUUGAAUGUUGCUGGGAAGAGUGAUUUGGAACGCGGAGUGGAAAAGGAGAACAGGUCCGACGUGAGGAUCGGGUUUGUUGGGGUUGAGGUUUCAACGGGAGAGGUAGUCUAUGGGGAGUUUGAUGAUGAUUCAAUGAGGAGCGGGUUAGAGGCUGUUGUGUUGAGCUUGUCCCCUGCAGAGUUGCUGAUUGGGAAUCCACUUUCAAAUCCAACAAAAAAGCUGUUGCUAGCCUAUUCGGGCUCUGCCUCAAGUGUACGCGUGGAGCAUAAGCCACGAGAUUGCUUUGAGGGUGGUGGUGCACUUGCAGAAGUAGUGACAUUAUACGAGAAGAUAAAAGGAGAUGAAAAAUCAAAUAAUCGAGGAGAGGAGGAAGAGCCACAGAAUGACUGGUCUGCAAUUGAGGUAAUAAUGAAUAUGCCAGAUUUGGCAGUCGAAGCACUGGCCUUAACCAUUCGUCAUCUGAAACAAUUUGGUUUUGAAAGGAUUCUGUGCCUCGGAGCUUCUUUUCGGCCCUAUUCAGCCAAGAUGGAGAUGAGUCUUUCAGCAAAUGCUCUUCAACAGUUGGAGGUUCUGAGAAACAACUCUAAUGGCUCUGAAGCUGGCUCCUUACUUCAGAUCAUGAAUCAUACUCUAACUGUUUACGGCUCACGGCUUCUUAGGCAUUGGGUGACUCACCCUCUGUGUGAAAGAAGCAUGAUUUCCGCUCGGCUCGAUGCUGUUACUGAGAUUGCAGAAUCUAUGGGGUCUUAUAAAUCUACACCUAGUGCUAAUGAACUUGACAAAAGAGAUUAUAGAGAAGAAGUCGCACAACCUGGCCUUAGUUGUUUACUUUCUUCAGUUUUGACCACUUUGGGAAGGUCUCCCGAUCUUCAACGUGGUAUAACCCGAAUCUUCUAUCGCACAGCCACUGCUUCAGAGUUCAUUGCAGUCAUGCAUGCUGUAUUAUAUGCGGGCAAACAACUUCAGAAACUUAAACUAGAGGAAGAAUACAACAAUAAGAUGCUUCACUCGAGCCCGAUUCGCUCCAUUUUGAUAAGGAAGUUGGUAUUGACUGCAUCAUCUUCUAGCUUAAUCGCCAAUGCUGCAAAGCUACUUUCCUCUCUAGACAAAGAAGCAGCUGAUAGAGGGGACUUGCAAAACUCAUUGAUCAUCUCUGAUGGUCAAUUUCCAGAGGUUGCCAGAGCUCGAGCAGCUGUUCAGUCAGCAAUGGAGGAACUCGAUUCAUUGAUUUUCUUAUACCGAAAGCAACUUGGAAUGCGUAAUUUGAAAUUUAUGAGUGUCUCUGGAAGUACACAUUUGAUUGAGCUUCCAGUGGAUAGAAGGGUUCCCCUUGAGUGGGUUAAGGUGAACAGUACUAAGAAAACAGUCCGUUAUCACCCACUAGAAGUGCUGACUGCUUUAGACCGGUUGGCUUUGGUAAAUGAAGAGCUGAUGGUUGCUUGUCGAACUGCUUGGGAGAAUUUCUUGGAAGGAUUCAGUAAAUACUAUGCGGAGUUUCGAGCUGCUGUUCAGGCUUUAGCUGCUUUGGACUGUCUGUACUCACUAGCUAUUCUUUCUCGGAAUAAGAAUUAUGUUUGUCCAAUUCUCAUGAAGGAUGAGGAUCCUGUGCAACUGCAUAUUUCUUCUGGACGUCAUCCCGUUUUGGAGACAAUAUUACAAGACAGUUUCGUCCCAAACGACACAAAACUGCAUGCAGAUAGAGAAUUUUGUCAGAUUGUCACUGGACCCAAUAUGGGCGGUAAAAGCUGUUACAUUCGUCAAGUUGCUCUGAUAGCUAUUAUGGCUCAGGUUGGCUCCUUUGUACCGGCAUCAUCAGCAAAACUUCAGGUGCUUGAUGGUAUUUACACCCGGAUGGGCGCCUCUGACAGCAUCCAGAGAGGUCGGAGUACUUUCCUCGAGGAAUUGAGCGAGGCCUCUCACAUACUUGACAAGUCCACAUCUCACUCCCUUGUGAUCAUCGAUGAGUUGGGAAGGGGGACGAGUACUCAUGAUGGAGUAGCGAUCGCUCAUGCAACACUGCACUAUCUUCUAAAGGAGAAACGGUCUCUGACCCUCUUUGUGACGCACUACCCGAAGAUUGCUGAUAUUCAAAUAGAAUUUCCUAUUUCUGUGGGCGCCUAUCAUGUUUCGUAUCUGACUGCGGAAUCAGAUUCCAGUGAUGGAGGAGAUGUGACUUAUUUGUACAAACUAAAGGUCGGUAUCUCAGAACGGAGUUUCGGGUUUAAGGUCGCAGAGCUCGCACAGGUACCACCAACAUGUGUUAGUCGGGCGGCUCUAAUGGCCGCAAAGCUUGAGGCAGUUGUGAGCAGCAGAUUAAGGGACAGGUCAGUGGGAAGAGUGGUCGAGUUCGGGGGAGAUUGCAUCGUUAAAAGGUCAAAACCUCCCGGAGGAGGAGGGAUAGAGGAUUUGGAGGAAUUAUCUACCGUGUUGGAAGAGGUCUUUUCAAACCUGAAGCCCGCUUUAGGGGGUAAAGAUCCCACAGAGAGACUCGAGUCCUUGGUUCGUGCAAGAAAUCAUUCCAAGGAAUUGGUAUCAACCCCCUGAUUCAAGGUAAAUGCCAACCAAAAUCAUGAGAAUCUACCUCGCCGCUGGAACUGAUUCAUCAUCAAUCAUUAAGUUUUCGAUAAUUUUGUAAUUUAUAGCGCUCCAUCAUAAUUUUUGUUGAUUUUAGCUGGGUGUCUAGUGUUCGAUUCAACUAAAUCGUUUUGUGUAAAACUAUUGUAUCUGGGUAUUGCAGUUGAUUGGAUCCAACUUGUGCCGUAAUCAAUGCCAAAUGGUAUUCAUGUCU
Molecule: messenger RNA, 3618 nt
Organism: Punica granatum (pomegranate)
Lineage: Eukaryota; Viridiplantae; Streptophyta; Magnoliopsida; Myrtales; Lythraceae
Source: RefSeq, a predicted model, not a curated record